CAAUCUAAUGGCGUUUUUCACUGGUCGAUUCGGAGCAGGAUUUCUUGCUCCGCGGCAACGAAUCCGAAUUUCACUGGUCGAUCAGGAGCGGGUUCGCGCUUUCCACUGGUCGUUUCGGAUCAACUCGCUCCGCGCCGGAUCGCUCUCACUUGCUCCGCCACCGAGGCGCGGAUUCGGGCGGAAAUAGCACGCGUCACUUCCGUCUUCAAGUGAAAUCGGUACGCACUACAUUGUGCUGCUUCGCAAAAUGGCUGCGUUCGCUGCUGCUGUAGAGCUCGCGUUUAGCGAUCAGAGCAGUUCAAGCAGUAGCUCUUCUAGCUCGGACGGCAGCGAUUAUGAGGUUACUCAGGCGCUGUACGAAGCCUUCUAUCGGGAGGCCUUCUCUGAACCGCCGCGUAAAUGUCCGAGGAUUGUCGGAUUCGUUCAGGACGUUGUGCGGCAGUACUCAGAUGAGGAGUUCCGCAGGAACUUCAGAGUUUCGAGAGCUGUCGCGGACAGCCUGAUCAGUAGGUUCGAGAACUCUGAUUUCUAUCCUCGCAGUGAUCGUGGCGGGUCCCCUUCUAAAACCGCUGAAGAGCACGUUCUGGUCUUCAUCUGGUUUGCUGCAAACAAGGCGUGCUUAAGGGACGUAGCCAGUCGAUUCGGCAUUGGAGAAGCUACUGCAUUUAGGAUUGUUGAGCGCAUGCUUGAGUACUUGGUGGAAAUUGCCAAGCAAAUUAUAACGUUUCCAGCAGACCUCGAUCAGCUGUCAGAAGACUUUGAGCAGGUGUCGGGAGUGCCCAAUACAAUUGGAUGUAUUGAUGGAUCAUAUAUAAGUGUCCGGUGCCCUGCUAAAAAGGUGCGCUCUACAUAUGUCAACAGGCACAGCUAUCCAUCGUUGACUCUUCAAGCUGUGUGCGACUACCAGAAGAAGUUUCUGGACGUCACAGUUGGCAGUCCUAGCAAAAUCCAUGACUCUAGAAUUUUCAGGAAGUCUAGGCUGGCAGAGCGGUUGCCUGGCAUUUGUUGCUUUGGAAAGUUUCAUGUUCUUGGAGAUGCUGCUUAUCCACUUCGGGAUUACCUCAUCACACCAUUUCGUGACUAUGGCCAUCUGAAUUCAAGUCAACGUGCCUUUAAUAUAAAAUUUUCUGCCACCAGAGUUAAAAUUGAGAAUGCUUUUGGUGACCUCAAGGGCAGGUUCCGCCAGCUGCUGCACCUGGACUUCUUUUUCGUGGACAAAAUGAAUAAGUUCAUAAUUUCUUGUUGUGUAUUGCACAACCUGUGCAUUAGUUCUGGGGAUGUAGAUGUGCCACCAUAUAGUGACGAUGUAAGCACAGCGUGGAACUGGCAAGCACCACCAGAUGAUGACAGCCACAGCUGCGGCCCCCUGACAUCGAGUGAAGCCGCACUGCGUCGACAAGGGGAGGAAAAGCGGGGGCGCUUGAUUCAAGCAAUGCUAGAGAGGAACCUACCCACCUAGCAAGAAGUGCCCAAGAUGUGCCAAAGACUGUAUGAGUUACCAUACACACCAGGAACAGUUAUAGAAUGCAAAACUUUAUUGUAGCAGUUAUAAGACCCAACCAUGGCCGAGCAAGCGGUGCGACCGAUCGCUUCUUUUAACCAAUCAGUCGCAUGAUCGACAGGUCAAUGAGACAAGUUGAAAGGCACACCACAAAUGCUUUGCAUUAACCUUUGAAAGGUUAAUUAACAUAGGUUGUGCAUUUACGAGAUAAACUAUUUGGAGAUCCAACAAAUUUGCUAAUGGGCCCCCCCCCCCAAUUGUUAUUCAGAAAGAAUUUAUGGCGGCUGCUCUUUAUGAAGCGUAAUUACAUAAAAGUACCUAAAUAAGUAAAAAAGUUACAUUAACAAAUAUUUUACACACAAGAUAAUAAUUGUGCAACAGUUUUCUUUUACAUCGUCCGUACAAUGCUCAGAGGGGAAAAAAGUGGGGUUGUGUACAUGCAUGUGCAAUGUUAUGCAUUUUCAAACUGCAGGGAUGGAAGUGUUGCUCCAAAAGAUAAAUGCUGCUCCAAACUCAUUUUUGUUAGUAAUUGCUCUGAAACGGUGCUGGGAAAUUUGAUCUCAUACUGAUUACCAACUGCUACUGUGGCAACUGUGAUAUGUGACUGAUUACUUUUAAUUGUGAUGCUCAGCUGUAUCGGCUUUGAUAUCGUUUCUGCCACAAGAACAGGUAUUUGAAAUAUAUAGCUCAUUGAGCUGUAUUUUUGAACUUGACUUGCAGAGUAUUUUUGUGAAAUGUAAAAGUGACCGAGAUGAAUUCGAUCUCAUACCGAUUAUUAACUGCUGCUUUGGCAACGGUUAUAUGUGAUUGUGGUUACUUCUAUAAUGUGUUGCAUAGCUUUACCGGUUUGAUGUCAUUUCUGCCACAAGUACUGGUAUUUUUAUUAUAUAGCUCAUUUUACUGUGCGUUCGAGACCAAUCCGUCUUCUGAAUUGUUUGUUUCUUGCAACUUGCAUUGAUUAGUGUAUGUGCAAUAUGUUUCAUAAUAAAUACUAAUAUUUAUAAGAUGCUUCAGUGAUGCUUUUAACUCCAGGAGUCGUAUGGAAUAUCUUGCCAUCUGCUCCAAGUACACCAAUAGAUGCUCGUAACUAGCAUUUUUUCUGCUCCAGAAAGUAAAAUGUUGCUUCCAUCACUGAAAGUGUGAUUGCUGUAUUGUUAGUGUAAUGUCAAGGAGCAUCAUCUUUGCAAUAAACAUGUUUUUAUUACAUUUUAAUCAUUUUGGUCGAGGCCAAAAGCUUCACGCAGAAGGCUCAUCUUUUCUGCAUGCAUCUGCUCCCGCCGCUGCAUCUUCUCAAGUCUUCUUUCUUCUUUUUUGUUGUCUCUCUCUGCUUUCCGCUUUGCCCUGCGCUCUUCUAUCUCUUCAACCUUCUCCAAGAACGCAGUCAUUUGGAGCAUCCGGGCUGUACUUGGCCGAUUUUUUCUUCCGUCAUCUCCGGGCUGCUGCUCCUGCUCAAGGGAACCAGCAGCAGUCUCUGUGGUACUACUAGCCGAACUUGCAGGGCUAGAUGUGCCAAGGUAGAUGGACUGUGAUGCUGGUGACUGUGGAUGUGUCUUUCUCGACACCACACCGCUUGCGUCCCUCACCACCUGUGGCUCCAGGCUGUCGUCGAGCCACCUAAUCUUAUCUAGCUCAUCCUCAUAGGGGACCUCAGUUGGCGAAUUGCCCGAUAUGUUAUUUUCAACUGAUGCUAUAUUUUUUCUCUUUAGCACUGUUUUAUAUCUUGUGCAACAUUGCUCUCCGCUCUUGAUCGUGCCAAUUCUUUGUCUCAGCUCUGCUGCAAUUUUUUCAAACAUUGCCUUUUUAUUUUUGAAUUUUUUUAGAGGGCCCACUUGAGGGAAGUAAGUUCCAUACAAAUCAAGCAGGAGCUUUGUUUCUCCACUUGUCCAUUCGCACCCUGGAGCUGGAAUGUUCAACAACAAAAUACAUUUUUUAAUAUUUAUCACCAUUUCGCUUAAUGUACCCAGCACUAACCUUGUAAAGGAAAAGUACAUAAUUGUUUCAAACUUCAAAAAUGAAGUUUGAGCUGGGGACAUGGCAAUAAAGACUGUUUUUUAUUUAUGGG
Messenger RNA from Dermacentor silvarum, 3563 nucleotides. RefSeq names its product putative nuclease HARBI1. The transcript is spliced from 4 exons. The record is from RefSeq and is a predicted model, not a curated record. Lineage: Eukaryota; Metazoa; Arthropoda; Arachnida; Ixodida; Ixodidae. Bases 248 to 1459 code for a protein of 403 amino acids.